Messenger RNA from Babesia bigemina, 1698 nucleotides. Its product is annotated as GTPase family protein, putative. The transcript has 2 exons. The coding region runs from base 1 to 1698 and encodes 565 amino acids. Gene Ontology annotation, molecular function: GTPase activity; GTP binding. The record is from RefSeq and is a predicted model, not a curated record. Lineage: Eukaryota; Apicomplexa; Aconoidasida; Piroplasmida; Babesiidae.
AUGAUUGUCAGAGGUGGCCGAGGAGGCAAGGGGAAUCGGUACUACAUGUCAAAAUUCAACCCGGCGCCGUACGUUUGCGAACGCGGAGAGGAGGGAGUAACACGUGAAAUUGUGCUGAACUACAAAAUUAUAGGCCAUGUUGCGCUCAUAGGCAAGCCGAACUCAGGUACGCUAGGUGUUUGUAGCUUCGCUCACACGUCCACAGGAAAGAGUUCACUGCUACGGUGCCUCAGCAACGCAAGGCCCAGAGUUGCCGAUUACGCUUUUUCAACGAAAUUUCCGAUCAUGGGCAUGCUUGAUGUCGAUGAAUUUGUUGACAGGAGUGCUGAAAUGGAUAAUGUCAUUGACGGCGAUGAACCGGAUGUAGUUGACCGCGUGGAUGAUCUAGCCGUGGUAGAUACGACGAAUUCAGAGGAGAUUGAAUAUGCACCAACGGAUUCGACUUAUAGUGACGUCAUCAAUGAUAUUGACGGCUUUGCUGCGGACAAUGAUAAGAUUGGCGAUAUUAGCUCGGACAAUUACGUCAUGGGGGAGGAAACGGACACAAGGUCCGAUGAUGCUGAUUCAGUUGAUGCCAACAGAUCUAACAGUCAAUCAAGCGCCAUGAUGUGUAUGUACGGUUACCGUUGCUCGCCGCAGCUGCAGUCACGCAGUGACGAUGCUCACGAUGACAUGCAAAGGCAUGUAGCAGGAUCGAGCGCAGCUGACCGUGUACAUAGCUCAGAGGAUGGAGGCACAGUAUUGAGGGGCGUGCAUGUCAAACGAGUGUCACCCCAGAGUGUGCCUGGAAAUCCCAGCGAUUCUGCUAGCGAUACAUAUUAUGGCUACAGUUCGAGCUACGAGUCCGCGUACGACUCUGAAGACGAUUCCACGAUGUACUCGAACGGAUCUCAUGACGAUCACGGUUCUGAAGAUGGCUGUGGUCGAGAAUGCACCAAUGGGUCCUUCGACACGGGUGCAAAUAUUGCCGAGAUGUGUGGCCUUGCUACAGGUGAUGACGCAUCAAGCAAGAGGAGGCAGCUGACAAUUGCGGACGUUCCGGGGCUGAUAGAAGGCGCAAGUGCUGGUCGCGGUCUCGGGCAUCAAUUCCUCAAGCAUAUAGAAAAUUCAAACGUACUUGCAUACGUCGUCGACGGCAGCCUUGAGGACCCGCUGGCCGACUACCACGACGUGCGCAACGAGGUGGGACUCUAUAAUGAAGCACUAUUGUCGCGAUUGGAGCUCGUACUAAUCAAUAAGAUCGACCUUAUUGAUGAGUCAAGAGUGAGAGAACUAGUUGACCAAUUCAAACAGGAGUGCAACCAUGAUAGAGUAUACGCCAUCUCAGCCAAGACUAGGCAAAAUAUGGAUGAAAUAAAGAAAACAUUUGCCAACAUAUACCAGGAGCACACUGACAACUCAAACAGGAACCACGAACCAAUGGACGCAGCUAUCGACGACCCGAACGAUUUCAGAAAACUUAACCCGCGCAAGUUCAAAGUGGAGCAGGUAGCGGAGGGGGAAUUCAGGAUCAAAUCGGACUACCUAGAGCGCAAGAUACCGAUGAUGCGAUUCGAGUACAGGGAGACUCUGGAUAAGCUUAGGCGCAUCCUGCGCACAAAUCGCAUACACUAUAAGCUUAGGCGAAUGGGCGUCAAGGCAGGUGAUACGGUCCACGUCGGAGGCAUGAGCUUCUGCGUGGACGAGUUAGCGUAUUGA